Nymphaea colorata (pocket water lily) is the source of this 3693-nucleotide messenger RNA. RefSeq lists its product as uncharacterized. Lineage: Eukaryota; Viridiplantae; Streptophyta; Magnoliopsida; Nymphaeales; Nymphaeaceae. The transcript has a single exon. Bases 1912 to 2943 code for a protein of 343 amino acids. The record is from RefSeq and is a predicted model, not a curated record.
GAGUAGCAGCAGAGAGGUGAGGUGAAGGGAGCAGGGCGGUAGAAAAGAGAAAGGAGGGAAGAAAAGGAUUCAUUCAAGCAGCAACCAACCAGUCUUCCAUGUUCUCACUUCGACCAGAAAGAGAGAAAGGACCAGAGAGUCCCCCCGCCUUUGCUUCUCUCGAAACUCCUGCUUCCUUAUUAAUUAAGGAGUUCAGAAAACAAAGAACAUUCGCAUAAACAAUUCCCAUGGUGGGGGCCCAACCUCCCUGUCAAAUCUAAUGCUGAGGGCCACUUCCUCUGCCUCAUCGACUACAACUUCCCCUCCCCUCUUCUCUCCUUUGCUCGAGUCAAGAAACCUUCCCCGAAAUAAAGGGCUUUUCCUGUCCUUGAGCUAAAAUCCAGGCGCAGGGCUGCAACCACUCAAAGAGCAGAGAAGAAGGAAGAGAGAGAGAGGGAGACAGCUCCAUCCCCAUCACUCUCCUCACAAGAUGGCAGAGACAAGAAAUUAACACCAUUUACAAAAAAGGAGCAAUUAUUGUAAAUUAUUUCGAAAUUCACAUGGAAUGGAAUCUCAGAGGAACAAAGACAGAGAAAGGGGAAGAGGAAGGAUGAGAAGGGGGGCAGAGUGGCAAUACCAACCACCAAAAACACCAAAAAGACCAUCAUCAUCAUCAUGUAUCUUCCUCAUAAUGCCGAUACACCAACUUUUCCUUUUUCCAACUAUUUUCUUUUCCCUUCUUCUCCUCCUUCCUCCUCUUUCUUCUUCCUCUCCUUCUUCAUCUUCUUCGAACUAAAAGCCUAAAAAGGCGCUACGUUCACACACAUUCCAUCACAAACCCCACUUUCAGUCAAUCCCCACUUUGUGAAAUUUUACAAAUACCCAAGUACAGAAGCCUCUCCUUCUCUCUCUCUCUUUCCCUUUGGCUGGCUGGCCGGCUGGAGAGACACUCGAGCAUAUAUUCUUCAUCCGACCCUACAACACGCAUGUACAACUCUGAAUCUCUCACCGUUGAACGCAAGCAAUGGACGGUGGAGAUGCAGAGUAGGCUCGGGCAGGGCCCCACAGAACGGGGGCAUGAUUUGGGGUGGGUCCCCUCCUCACCCCUCGGCACACAUUUAAUUGUUUCCGGCAGGCAGGCAGGCAGAAUCAAAAGGAAAAAACAAGCCCUCGCCCCUUCCCCUCUGAUCUUCCCCAGCCAGGACGUCCAACCCCACAUUCCUCUCUCCCCCACCUUCCUUUUUCCCUCGAUCAAUUUUUCCCUCUGCCCGACGUCCAACCAGAAUCUCCAUGAUCUCUCUUCGAAACUCCGGCCGGUCAAAAACCCUCUGCCUCUCUCUCUCCUCCCCAUAAACUACCAUCAUUCCUUCCUCGUCCACCAACCUGAGAAAUCUUGAACCUCACCACCACCACCACCGGCAGCAGGAGCAGGAGCAGCAGCACUACCACCACCAUCGCUGUCAUCCCUUCCCCUCCCUUCCAGAAACCGAAGAAACAGAAAAAGAGGAAAGAAAAAGGAGGAAAAUCCCAUCUAGACAGAGAGAGAGAGAGAGAAGAAAAGGAGAAAAACCAUCAUUAGAGAACUGGGUUUCCUUCCCUCUCCUUUUUAAAACAAUACCAAGAUUCUCAAUCGUCUCCCUCCCUCCUCCCCCAUGGGCGACACUCAUCAUUACUUCCAUGCAUGCACGCUCUUUCCUCCAAUCCUCCCCGCAAUCCAAUCUCCUCCUCCCUCCCUAUAAUUACGAGCUCUCCGCAGCCGAAGCCCAUCCACCCCACUGCCUCUCCAUCCUCCCCAUCCCGACUGUCUUCCUCUGUAGAUAGAGGAGAGAGCGAGGCGACUGAGAAGAGGAUCGAAUCCAAUACAGUCGAGGGAAGAGGAGAGAAGGGGAGGAGGAGUCUGGAAAAGGAGAGAGAGAGAAGAAGGGGAAGAAGAUGGAAGCGUCGAUCAGUGGAUUCUAUGCGAAGCUGAGGAGAGGGAUGGAGGAUCUGGAGGAGAGCAUAGCGUCGAAGGGGAGGGGAUGCGGCGGCGGAGUGGGAGGGGGGGAGGACGACGACGACGACUGCUUCAUGAGCGCGAGAUGGGUGAACGAGGCGCUGGGGCUGCUGCGGUCGCUGCACGGGGAGCUCGUGCGGCUGGUGCAGAGCCUGCGGCUGCCUGCUGGGGACAAGUGGCUGGACGACUACAUGGACGAGAGCGCCAAGCUGUGGAGCGCCUGCCACGUCCUCAAGUCGGCGGCCUCGGGGCUCGAGGGAUACCAGGCCGCCGUGGAGGCCGCCCUGCCGCUCAUGACCGACGGCCGGUGGUGGUCCUCCGCCUCCGCGCCCGCCCUCUGCCGACAGGUCAUGCGAAGCAUCUCCGGCUGCCGGCGGGAGGCCGUUAGCCUUGAGGAGGACAACAAAGCCCUCGUCGACGCCCGCAUCGGCGACCUCGUCCGCUUCGAGGGCCGCCGCGUUGGCUCGGCCGGCAAGUUCAACGGCUUCCGAGGUGUGCUCUUCGCCAUGAGCAACGCCAGCUCCCUCCUCCUCAUCCUCCUACUCUGGGGCCUCGCCCACUACUCUCCUCCCUCCGGCUCUGGCGCCUCCAUGGGCGGGUGCUCUUCGCCUGAGGAGGAAGAGGAAGGCUGCUGUCUCUGCUUCGGUUCGGGGCUUCACCGCCGGGCGGCGGCAGAGAUCGAGCGCAUCGGCGGCGGUGGAGGAGCGAGGCCGCCGGCGAUCCUCCUCUACGAGCUGAGGCGAUCUCAGGCGGUGAUGGACGACAUCUGGGCGCUGUUGGACCUGCGGGCUCAGGGGAAAGCCGAUACGGCGGUGUCGGCCGUCUCCGAGAAGGUAGAGACGCUCAGGGAGUGCUUCGGGUCGUUCAAGGCCGGGCUGGAGGCCGUGGUGGCGCAGCUGGACGACUUCUUCGACGAGAUCGUCGAGGGCAGGAAGAAGCUCCUCGACAUCUGCACCCGGCGGCAGCGGUAGACCACACAAAACAAUAGCCAACCUCCUCCCCAUUAAGGCAAAAAAAAAAGAACAGAAAGAGGGCAGGGGAGUAAAGAAACAAGACUAGAGAGAUAGAAUGGCCGAGCCCCCAUCUCUUCCGCCACCUCCACCUCCUCUGCAACCGGCCCCCGCCAUUCCGGAUACGUCGCAGAAUCAGGAAGAUGAGGGAGGGAGAGGAAGCUUGCUUGGUUGUCGCUUGGUAUUUUCUUAGUAUUAUUAUUAUUGUUUAUUGCCAAAGAUGUAUACAUGGCUGGCAAGCUAUGGCUAGCUGCAGAGAGAGAGAGUCAACAUAGAGAAUAGAUCGACGUAAAAAAAGAAAUGAGAAUAACGUUAAAAACAACAUAUAUCGAGAUUCGCAGUUUAGGAAGAAAGAGUAAAAAUCCUUUGUUUUUUUCAUAUUUUUCUGGUUUUUGGGUUCAAUUUGCGGGAUUGCUUACUUUCUUUGUUACUCUUUUCUCUUGAUUAGAAGUUUUGAUUAAAGGGGAAGCAAGCUUUGGGCUUGCUUUUCUUCUUGUAUAGAUUUAGAUAGGAGCAAGGAAAAAAAGAGGAGAAUUUUUGGGAGGAGGGGGAGGAUGAAGAGUGGGAGAUGGUGAUCCCGGCAGUGGAGGGCGAGUUUUUGAAUAUCUUCGUUCUUUUUUCUUUUUAUGUUCGUUUUUCUUAAUAUGCUCUGCUGGUCUUGAUAUUGUAAAGUGGAUGAAUGCAUGAAUUGAAGAAAGAAACUUUACCCAA